AUUUCCUCCAUUAACCAUUUCAAGUUACUCGCAUCUUCUUCACUCGAGAGAAGUUAGAGAAAAAGGGGUUUCAAGGGAACGGGGCUUGAGAGCAAUGGCAGAUGAUGCAAGUGCCAAGGCCGAGAGGGAGCGGAUAUUCAAGCGGUUCGACGCCAACGGCGACGGCAAGAUCUCGUCCGCCGAGCUAGGGGACGCGCUCAAGACCCUCGGCUCCGUCACCGGGGACGAGGUCAAGCGCAUGAUGGCCGAGAUCGACACCGACGGCGACGGCUUCAUUUCUUACCAGGAGUUCACCGACUUCGCGCUCGCCAACCCGGGCUUGAUGAAGGACGUCGCCAAGAUCUUCUAAUGGUCUCGCGACAUUAAGAUGGACCAAUUUUCUAUCAUAACCACAUAUUUUGAGGAACUUCAGCAUAAUCAUAUCCACCAUUCAUCACGUUUACGUUGGCUGAAAGUUCCUUGCUAUUGUUGUUAGGCAAACAAAAUCAAGUAAAUGCAUUUAUCUCCUGUUUUUCCCUUCUGGGUCUGCAUUCUUAUUGGUCAAUCAGUUAGUGUAUGCUAAUCGAUGACUCUUCUUUA
Messenger RNA from Syzygium oleosum, 579 nucleotides. RefSeq names its product polcalcin Bet v 4. NCBI's taxonomy places the organism in Eukaryota, Viridiplantae, Streptophyta, Magnoliopsida, Myrtales, Myrtaceae. Gene Ontology annotation, molecular function: calcium ion binding. The transcript has a single exon. The record is from RefSeq and is a predicted model, not a curated record. Bases 95 to 349 code for a protein of 84 amino acids.